UUUCACCUGUCAACCUCUGGUCUUUGUUAACUCACCAUGGCUACCCAAACAUACACUCAAAUCGAACUCUUGAGCGCCAAUGGCACGGUAUAUCGUCGUGUGUCCACGGCUCCUCCCAGACUGCCGACAGAUGAUGAGAUUCCAGUUGUUGAUUUAGCAACUAUUGAUGCCACCUGGGAAGAAAGAAAGGCGUUAGCGGCGAAGAUCAAAACUGCAUCCGAGAACACGGGCUUCUUUUACAUUCGCAACCAUGGGGUCCCAGAAGACCUGAUCCAAAGCGCCCUGUCACAGGCAAAGAUCUUCUUUGAACAACCUGUAAGCGACAAAAUGAAAAUCGACUUCCGCAAUUCCAAGGUCUCAGCCGGUUACCACCAGGUGGGAAGUACGCAGGUCAACCGUAAGGAGACUCGAGAUCUGAAGGAGACCUUUUCAAUGCGAUACGACCCGAGAAUGGACCCGUUCUGCUCCAACUUCAAGAACGGAUUAGAGAAGCACGAAGAUGCUCGCUAUGAUGGUGACUAUAUAUGGGUAGGAACUAGCCAUCUUCCAGAAUUUCGCGACGUAGCAGUUUCCCUCUGGCAGAGUCGCUUGGCAUUAUCUCGAAAACUGGUUCGCCUGUUUGCUCUCGCGCUUGGAGAACGAGAAGGUUACUUCGAUGAUGUCACGACCCAUCCCGGUGCAGAUGCACAAUAUAUCCACUAUCCUGGCGUCCCUGAUGUUGCAUCUGACUCGGAGAUUGAUGUCGGCAUCGGAUCCCACACCGACAUCCAGUGUUUUACUUUACUCUGGCAAGACAGAUCCGGCGGCUUGCAAGUAUUGUCUGCCCAAGAUGAGUGGCUCGAUGCUCGCCCAAUUGAGGGAACUCUUGUAGUCAAUAUCGGGGAUUUCCUUCAACGCUUAUCGAAUAAUCGAUUUAAAUCUACGGUCCAUAGGGUCUACAACCGCCAAGCAGAUUCACGCUACUCAAUGCCUUUCUUCUUUGGAUUCAACCCCGAGGCAGUCUGCCAGGUGGUUCCUUCCUGCGUGGACGAUGAUCAUCCACCUUUGUAUGAGCCGAUUUCAUGCGGCGAGUGGCACAAAGUGCGAUUGGCACGCUCUCAAGUCCAGAACAGAGCACAAUAAAGAUUGGAAGAUAUGGGUGAUGGUGAUAAUCUUUUGUUCUCGGGCCAAUAGCGCAAAGCUCUAUCUAGUUUUCAAGUUUUUACACGUUGAUUAUUCUGCUUAAUUUUCACAUACGACGCAAGAUUUAAGAUAGAUUUCAUGAUGGGCUCCUCGCACGUAGUUAGUGUACGUUGCAAUCGUUUCCGUCUUUCAACUCCUUAGAAAGUCCCGGCUUACGCUUUCGUCAAAGUCCUGGCAAAUUUUUGCUCUGAUUCAAUAGGUCGAGUUUGAUAUUUCCGAAAGCGGCUGAAGAAUAGUGAGUGAGUGGGUCCCAAACCAAUACUCGAUGCUUUUGAACUUCAAUU
This is a messenger RNA of Aspergillus alliaceus, 1466 nucleotides long. Its product is annotated as isopenicillin N synthase family dioxygenase. Bases 37 to 1122 code for a protein of 361 amino acids. Lineage: Eukaryota; Fungi; Ascomycota; Eurotiomycetes; Eurotiales; Aspergillaceae. The record is from RefSeq and is a predicted model, not a curated record. The transcript is spliced from 3 exons.